This is a messenger RNA of Vanessa tameamea, 1063 nucleotides long. RefSeq lists its product as uncharacterized. The coding region runs from base 46 to 936 and encodes 296 amino acids. The transcript is spliced from 2 exons. The record is from RefSeq and is a predicted model, not a curated record. Lineage: Eukaryota; Metazoa; Arthropoda; Insecta; Lepidoptera; Nymphalidae.
CAAUUUGUAUACCUAUGUAGAUAUAUAUAUAUAUUUUUAUUUAAAAUGAGUGUAUCAAAGCAAAAUUCUUCAUUCAAUAUAUCGGCUACUUCGUCUCAUUUGGACAAUUAUGAAGAUAUACAAACAGUAAAUGUGAGAAAUUAUAUAAAAGAUUUGUUGAAAUCGCGAAUAUUCUUAGGUCGCUAUCUCGAAAGGAGGCUUAUUGAUCAGCGUAUUGGUUAUCGUGACGUCGUCUUAGUCAGCCCUGCAGAAGUAGAGCUCAAGAGAGAUUUACAAGAAGCACAACAUAAGCUUCAAACUAUAUAUCCAAGUAUUCAUUGGAUUGGGAUAUCGGACUCUGAAGCUGUAGGCCACAAGUCUGGUGUUUGUCUCUGGACCGAGAUAGAUAACCAACCAUUCGGUCCAUUUUGGUUUCAAAUAAAAACUAUAAAAUUUCGAGAUACUGAAAUUAUUGUUAUUUUAAAAUGUGUGAGACAUAUAACAGAUUCUUUCUUAGAGAUAGAGCCAAUACUGACAGGAUCUAUAGAAAAACCGAUAAAUAAAAGUGAUGGGAAACAAACUACUAUUGAAUCCGCAAUCAGUGAGACAUAUGGAGAUAUUGCUAAAAAUUUUCAAAGUGCAUUAUCAAUAAAAAAUGCAAAAGAAUUCUUAACCUUCCUGUUUGCUUUUGUAAUUGCAAUAUUCACGGGAAGUACUGCUUUCAUUAACUUUGUAGGUAACUUUAUUUUAGCUUUGGUCAGAGAAAUGUCUAUUUUAAUUAAAAACUCAACCCCAAUGUUUUUGGGAUUUCUAGAUUUCUUGAGCAAGAUAGUUGGUGGUUUUUAUAUAUUAAUAGCAAUGUUUUUUAAGCCUAAUUCCCAGAACCCUUUGAAUAAGAGAAGUGUUGCAUAUUAUGAAAGAACUCCACAAAAUUAUGAUCCUAGACAUUUCGACUGAUAUAUUUAUAAGUAUUGUUUUAUUGUAUUGUGAUAUUUUGUUUUGGAUCUCAGUAAAUAUUACUAUAAAACAGACAUAUAAUGCCGUCAGGAAACAAACUAUUUUAAUAUAUUUUGAUAUAUUCAAG